Molecule: messenger RNA, 309 nt
Organism: Fusarium pseudograminearum CS3096
Lineage: Eukaryota; Fungi; Ascomycota; Sordariomycetes; Hypocreales; Nectriaceae
Exons: 1
Coding region: 1-309 (102 amino acids)
Source: RefSeq, a predicted model, not a curated record
AUGGCCGAGCAGGGUCAACAACAACCCGCCCGAUACAUACCCGCCACCGACUUUAUGAUCGCAGCAACAAGAGAGAACUGUUUACAGGUACUCUUGCUGGCUCAACAGAACUUGCAAUGGCUCCAAAUCGCAGUCAAUGAGGCCACGGCGAGCAUGGGGAUUGUCGACGGUGCGACAGCGCAGUGGUUUCAGCACCAGAUCAAUGUCAUGAAGGAGGAAUAUCGCAAAUGCCUUGCUUUUGAAGGGAAUCUCAGGGCUAUGGUUGUUCGCAUGGAAAAUCUGAUGCAAAGGCCACGCCCGCAGCAAUAG